This is a messenger RNA of Bursaphelenchus xylophilus (pine wood nematode), 416 nucleotides long. The record is from the annotation of a GenBank genome assembly. Lineage: Eukaryota; Metazoa; Nematoda; Chromadorea; Rhabditida; Aphelenchoididae.
AUGGACGAGCUGAGCGCUUGCGAAGAGUGUUACAAAGUAAGGUGGAUUUGAAAAUAUUAUUUAAAACAGGUGUUCACAGAAAAUAUAGCGAGUUUUCAGGACGUAAAAGAGCAACGCACAGAGUGGAAAAAACCUUCGUCUUCCAAGUGCCUUGGAAGAAAUGACUCCAGCUCUGAGAUUGGUCGUAAGUGCCUUGGAAGCCGGCCCGGGCCAGCAACGACUCUUCUAGCAGGAAUAUGUCAGAUUCAGAUGACGACAGCAACAAUUCCGAUGAAGAACGGGAUUUGGUAAGAUUUUGAAAGUAUUUUUUAAACAGAUGGUCACAGUAAAUAUAAUGAGUUUUCAGGCGUAAGAAGCGCACUGUAGAGCCCUCUAUCGAGCCUAAAUAUUUGAGAACUAUGGCCAUUUAUAGUUGA